AAAAAGCAGUACAACUUGGUGCAAAAUGACGACUACGAUACCAGAAUACCACUACACUCCGAUGAAGCAUUUCAACAUGGCAUAACAUUCCAAGCUAAGGAUAAAUCAUCUUACAGAGCAUAAUGUUUAGCUGAUCAUAUCAGAAGUGAAUCGUAACAAAUAAUUACGUUGGAGUGCUUACUCGUAGUUAAACAUACCUACGUUCGAAAGACAUCAUAACAAAGAGUUGGUCACGUUGUGUUGUCUUUGGUAUAGUGAAGUAAUGUGCAUAAACGAUACAAUAGUUGUGCUACUCGUAUGUCUAUGAGUCUAUGUAGAUGUACAUACCUGUGUAGUGUGCAUUGUUGCAAUGUUGCAUUAGGUUAAUUUUUCAAGUAUCUGAGACUAUAUCGGUGUCUUUGUUUAUUUCGAAACUCUGCAUCUGCAUUAAAUGCUUCCCUUGGGCGUGUCGUGAAUAUAAUUAUAAUAACUUUAUGUGUACAUUGUAGCUGUAGCCUAUGUGGUAGCUUAAGAUAAGAGUCUUUGUCACCCACUCGACCACUCUCCUCUAUAAACAACUAAUGAGGGUAUCAUCAGCAGCUUAUGUGUAUACCAUACCUAUCUUCGAUUUAUACCAUAUUUUGUCAGUUUAAACCACGUCUACUCGUAUAGGAGUAAUUUUAGAUGCCCUUAUAAUUUGAUGUCUCUGAAGCAGACUUAUUUUUGAAAACAGAAAAAACUACGUGAAAAUAAUCAAAAGUUGAAUUUUUUAAUAUGGUUUUUGGAAUAGUCUUUUGUACAUAAAUAGACAUGAAAUUUUAUUCCGAAAAUGACAGAGGCGUAGCCAAUGAGGGGUGGGGGGGGGUCUCGACAUCCUCCCUUGAGCUCAGGGUCGCCGUUAAAAUUUGACGAUUAAAAUAUCUCCAAUACACAUGCAUUCAAAAACUCCCAUUUUUUUUUAGACCCCUUGAAGGGUUCAUUAGUCAAUUCGGGCUUAAAAUUGGUUGAAAUGAAAAUCCCGAAACCGGAACCGAAAAAAUGUUUCCAAUCCCGAAACCAGCUCCGAAACCGAAAUAAAAAUUUAGAAGAAUAAAACUAGAACAAAUCCAAUCCCGAAAUGAAUAAAUUUUGAUCCCAAAACCGAAACUCAAUCCCAAAAUCGUUUCGGAUCCACAGCUCUGGUAAAAAUAUGACAUUAUUGAUCAAUAAUUUUGAAAAUUUUCAGUCUAGAAAGAGACUUAUAUGCCGACUUUUUUGAAACUUAAUAGCACAUUUUUGAAAUAUUUUGCCCUCGCUUUGCUCAAGCUUAGUAGGUACAGUUUUUCCAUUUCUAAAUUUCUGCACCUGUUCAAGGUAGACGUACCUAUUACCUAACUCUUGAAGAUGUCGAAUGGAAUUACGAAAUUGGCUUCUUGUGAAAAAAAUCAUAAUUUUACUGGGUAACUGCAUGGGUUAUGAUUUUAUUUUCAACUGUUGAUUUUUCUUUUUCAAAGUAAAACUUUUCUGAAAAUCUAUUAUUCAAACUCAAAAAAAUGUGCAUGCACGUAAAUCCAAAAAUGAACUCCUCAGAUCUACGAAAAAAAAUGUUUUUUUACUCCUCAAAACACGAAAUUUCGAGGGCUUUUGCCCUAACUUUGUUUGGGCUCUUUUGCUUUUCUGCUUCAGACUUGAAAUGUCUAAACAAAAGCAUUCAAAUUCUGAAAUUUCGAAACCAAAACAAUCAACCUUCUCUUUAAAAAAAAAAAACAUUGUCCUUUCACAUAUUAAAAUGAGAGUUUUCUAAAGCUUUUGCCCUCGCUACGCUCGGGCUAAUUUUUUUUUCUUUUUUUAGAAUAAUAAGAUGGACCUUUCUCACAUAAACCAAACCCCCCCCCCUCCAGAUAUGCUCUGGCUACGUCACUGAGAGCUGAUAUGCACAGAUAUUCCAAUUCAGCAGUGAGCCCAGUGGCUCCUUCAAAACGGGUUAAGAAUACGCCAUAAUUUGAUUUUUUCUUCUGGAGAAAUUUUGAAUUAGCGGAGAAAUGGAAAAUCGCGCUAGACGCUCCAGAAUGACCAGAAAUUAUGAAAUUCGGUUCAAGGGAGUUGGUAUUAGUUUUAGGACAGGUUUCCAUCAUUUUUACUCAAUAAUUUUUUUUUUAAAUCGCCAAAAUAAAUAUGGUCAAUGUUGAAUUUUCAAAAAUGCUCCAAAAAUCGAAAAAUCAAUUUGAACAACUGAAAUUUUGGUUAUGAGAGUUUCAGACUAUGCUCUUUCCAAAAAUCGGUGUGCUGCUCAAAUCGAAGGCGGACAUUUCGAGAAGUUCCUUUGUAAAGUAAAAAAGUCAAAGGGAUCCUUUUAAAAAUAAAAAUGACACUUUUUAUGUGGAGGGGGGGGCUUGGAAAUUAUUUUCAUUUUCUAGUUUGAAAGUUCCGAUUUGAUAGAAACCAAGCAAGAUCAAAACAGCAUGUCUAGAACUCUCGUAACCAAAAUUGUAAGUGCUAGAGCCCGACUCGAAAACCGCUCGUGGUGUGUCCUUUUUAAAGAUUUCGUUUUUUCAUUAAAUUUCUGGAAAAAAUUGAAAACUUUCCGGAGGUUUAGAAACGAUUUAAUUGCGAUUGUUCUCCAGUUGGUCAUGUAUAGAUGUAGACACACCAAACGAUACGAGGGGGGGUUGCUUUGUGAGGGAAGUACCCAAUUUUUGACCUCUGAAACCGGCUAAAAACAAUUUCAAGUUGUUUUGAGUAGGUUAAAGCUCUCAGAAAUGUUUGAACGUUCGGCACAAAAAACGCUUGGAAAUUUUCCUGCGUUCUAUUUUCAACAUUCUGAGAUUACUGAGGGCGGUUUACUCCCGUUCUGUGGCUUUCAAAAACAUUUCAAAAUUUUAUUUUAGUUCAUAUUUUUAAAAAAAUUGACUUCGAAAUUCAACACUGGAACUGGGAUGCUCCCGGUUGACUCAAAAUCAGAACCGAUUUCACUCGAUUUGAGAUGUUGACCGUGUGAUCAUUGAUUAAAGCCUAUAGUGUGGUUUGAAUCAACGAUAUGCUAUAUCUCUAAUCCUUCUCUCAUUAAAGGAACCUACAUAGGUAGGCAACACAAGAGGCCAGGGUUUUUUCUCUCGAACGAGUUCCGAAGCUUUUUGAAAGAGAUAUUGUUACCUCGGUUAGAAAGCCCACGCUGUUUAUUCGAGUAAGAGCGAAAUUAUCGAAAAUAAAUUUCAGCUUUUCGGAGUAAUUCUAGAAAUACGUACCUAAGAUUAACUGGAAAUCUGAACCUUGAGAGGAGCAAAAAAAUGUUAUUCGAAGAUAAAACCAAUUUAGUUUUUUUCUCGUGAUAAAUACGCAGUAGCGCGUAAACUCGCUUUUCUUUUUCUUUCUGUAGCCAAGAAUACAAACCGACGAAAAUUUUUCCCUGUGAAAGUAACCGAUACAAGAAUCUUUCCGGAUUUCUAAAAACUACAAAACAAACAAUUUACCAAUAAAGUUUCCGCCGAGUUGCGAAUCAACGUAUAUCUUAGAACUGUCGGUAUUAGUGAAAGAAUUGAAAAACUUUUUCCCCCUCGUCACUCGUGUCCACGUUGUUUUAUAUUCGCCAAAACAACGAAACAAAUAAAACCCCCUUGUUAAGAAACUUAACGAAUGUACUAUAGCUGUAGUGUGGGUAACCUUAUACGAACAAAAAAUUUAUCAUCACAGGUAGAUGGUAGAUCUACUCGUAGAUAGGUACUUGGAGUUUCAAUUACACUGGUAAUUUUUUUCACGUGUGUUCGAAUUUUGAUGAGUUGACGAGAUUAUUGUCUGACUAACUAUGAGCUUUGUGUGAGAUCUAUUAUUCAUUUUUAAUUCGAUUAAACAUCGCCGACGUUGUUCAUUUUCACGUGUAAGCAAAAUCUGUUGGAUAGGUACAUACGUCUUGCUUGUAUGUUGUAUGCGGAGUGGACGCGAUCGUGCUUUAUUUUGAAAUAUUUAUCGUGUAAAUUCUUCUACAUACGUUUACACGUGUUCACAAGGUGAGGGAAUAACGAACCAACCGAGUAAAUAGAACGCAGGAGUGUCGUUUACAUUUUGUCGUGUCGAACGAUAAGAUGGUCGUCAAAGAUUUUGUGUCAUCAAAGGAGAGGCUCUAGUUUUUAGCUUACAAUUAGUUUUUUAUUGCACAUGAUGAUAGAUGCUUGACGCUUGCAAGUUACUCGUUAUGUACAAAAUAAGAUGGUUUUGAACGACUGUCCAACUUCCGGUUUUGAGAUUUGAAUAUAAUCAAGAUUUCAAUAGGGUAUUGGGAGAGGAGCGUAAGAGAGGUCGGAUAAAAAAAUUGAGCUAAUAUUCAAACCACGUGCCAUCAAAUAUGUAAAUAAUAAUCGAUAUGUUACUUUUAAAAAAAAAAUUUUCGUUAAUAACUUAAUCACAUUCGUUUUUAAUGCGAUCGAGAUCAUAUUUGAGUCUUUUUUCGAUCCAAAAAAUACCCGCAAGGUACUCGAUGAAAUGAAUACGCCGAGUUUAAUCUUACAGCUUUACGAAGCUUUUACGUGCACGGCAAAAUAUAAGCCUUUAUUUCGACUAAAUUUCCUUCAUAAAAUUUUGCUCGUUCCGAAGAAAAGUUUUCCACUUUAUCGAACAUUAAGUUGAAAGUCCAGCCGGAAUUGUGUACAUUUGAUAUAAAUCUGAGUAUAAGAUUUUUCCCGUCUGUCGUAUUUUUCGCGAUAUAAGCCUUAUUUAUUACAGAAAUGUUUUUCGGUAUUUUGGACUUAUAUACUCGACUACUCGUAUACCAGUACAAUGAGAAAUAACUCGCUAGAUUAGAUUUAAUAUUGCAGCCCGAAAUUAUUUCAGGAUACGUUUCGUCGAAAAUGUCUACCAUAAAUAUGUCUCAAAAGGCAAGAAUUAUCGGUCAAAUGUAAAUUCAAAUUCCGUUUGUUGAAUUCAACUGCAUUUGUAACAGCUCGACAAAAAUCAAUCUCGCAAUGAGGUCAGCUGAUUGGUUUAUACGUUAAAGGAUAGGUACCUAUUCGUUGAUUUAGCCUUUGUGUUUGUAGUAAAGGUCGUUUUAUUUCAUUUCAUAUUGUCACAUAACUAUUUAAUUAUUCAUUUGAAACUUUUUUUUUCGAAGCUGUUUCUUUUUUUUGAAUCAAUUUAGAAAUUUUUCAAUAAUUCCUACAAUAUUAAUGAAAGAAAUAUUUCGUGGUAAAUAUUGACCUGGAACAAUUAGGGAUGGAAAGCAUUGUGUUAUUUUGAGGUACGAAUCGAAGAUUCAACUUUCGUGGUAUUACCAACACCUUCUACAAAUGUGUCUUUCCUUGAAAAAGUUUCCUCAGUAAUAAACAGUUGGUUUUUACUCCUAUUUUUGUAAGUUUGCAAAUUGAAAAAUGUUUGAAACAAGUUGAGCUAGGUACUUUUGUUUUCACGCUGUCUCAUUUAAAUUGCUACGUACGUAUGCAUUCACUUUGUAUUCGUUACUAGAAGAUUGAAACAGGAAAAGGAUGGAAUUUUUUGGGUCGACAUAUGAAAAAUUUAGCAACUGUUUGUACGGUUCUGUUACCGUUGGCGUAACAAGUGGGUAGACUGGGUACUCGUUUAUCAGAUGGAACGUAAUGCACCAAGUUAUGGUAGUUCAGCGAGCGUGAAUUUUGCAAAAAAAAAAUGAUAAAACUGUACCGAUAAAUCAUAAAACCUUUAUGGUUGAUUGGAAAAUUUUACGUCUUGUGAGUUAUGUUUAUACGUAUACGAAUAUGAAUAAGUAAUUCAAUUAUGUACUUUUCAGCCCAUAAGGCUAAUUCGUGCGUGAAACAAUAUCUCAAAAAAGGUACGAUACAAUGUACUUUUUCGUGCUGCUGUGAAAUUGUAUCCUAUUUCGAUUUUUAUCUCGUUCAUCGUUGACGAGAUUUUGACACUUUUUUUUUGUUACCAUUGAAUUUGAAAGUUUACUGCUCUUGAAAUAUAAUGUACCUAUACCUACCAUCGUUUUCAGUGCGGAAAUCUAUGAUGUUCCUCGUUUUGAAAUUAGAAAAAUUUUAUAAUUGAAGGGAUACAUUUUGACCUGAAUAUAUCUUAAGCAUUAUAGAGCUGCGACAGUGUAAGAGCGAUAAGCUCCUUUUAAUGUCUCAUUAAGUAACAAAAGGGAUCUCAUUUUGUUGCAUUAAAGAAGGCACUUUCUUCUAUGUAGUAAUACGAAAAUAUUCGGCAUUGUUUGAAAAUCAGCCAUUACGCGUUAGAACUGUAGCCUUUUUUCGCUAAUUUCAGCGUAUUUCAUGUUUCGUUUAAUUUAAUUGUGAGCACCCUCGAGUGUUUAAUGUGGGUUAAUCUCGCGACGUUAUCCUGACAUAACUGGUGCUGUUAAGCGUUGAGUCCUUUUGAAAUUGGCUCAAUAUCAUCAUUGUCAGUGUGAAAGGGAUAAAAUAAACGAAGAGAAGAGGGACUGGUUCGAGCUUCCAAGUUUACAAUUUGAUAAAUAAUACUCGUUUGAUGGAAAACGAAACAUUUGGAAGAUUUUAACGGAGCUUUUGAGAAUCGUUUGAGACACAAUGGGAGGUAUCCAUUUGGCAAAAAUGGAGCAAAUUCAUUCAUUGCGACUUUUUUUUACCGUGUAGGGUUUUAUUCUAUACGUAGUACCGUAAAGAGCAACGAGCAACAAGAAGACCAAACGUAUGUGGUUUUGUUUCAAACGUAAUACCGUAAAGAGCGACCCUCUAUAUGCGUGUAUGUGUGUGCCGUGUAUUUAGGCAUAUUUAGUCACGGUCAUUAAAAUAUUGUCGUGAUCGUUUUACUGCUCCCUAUUCGAGCAAACAAAAUUAUUGUAAAACCACCUUACGGAUGGUCUUCUCGUUGCUCAUUGGUCCAUAGGAUUUUAACAAAUCAUAUAAAUAUAAGCUGUAUUUGCUUACAUAUUCAGUUGUUCCAGCUUUGUUGAAAUAUACGCUUCUCUUACUGCUUAGUUCUCUCUCGCUUUUUUCUUUCUGCUUCUCUCUCUUGCAGUGCGAUCUUUCGCGCCCGCCUAAGGCAGUGCGAACUAUCGCGCCGGCAACCAGUCUCCCUGCAGUGCGAACUUUCGCGCCAGCCUCUGGCAGUGCGAACUUUCGCCAAUAGCAGUGCGUAUUUUCGCGCCCGCUUCGGCAGUGCGAAUCUCCGCGCCCGCUCCCUCCUAGCAGUGCGAAUUCUCCGCGCCAGCCUUCGGCAGUGCGGACCUUUCGCGCCAGCACCUAGGGUACUUAGGGUACAUAGGCUAAGUACACAAUUUAGUGUAUGUAGGUUGAUAUUUCCGCGAUCCGCGAACCAUAAGUCCUACAAGUGGUGCCGAAACCCGGGACCUUUAGAAAUUUCAUUGCUUAGUAUUUUUUUUUGCUUUCCCCUUUGAAUUUUUUUUCGUUUUCGUUCAUUUUUCGUUCCGGUUAAUUUCUUUAAUUUUUUUCGAUCGUUCUGAUUUUUUUUCACAAUUGAAAAAUUUUGUUUUCAAAAAUGAAUACCACCGCACCACCCAGCACAACUAUAAAUACUCCUACAACUAGUAUUCCUACUACCAUGCAUCCGAAUGGUAUGCCUAUUCUUACUCCACAACAAACUCCUAUUUCAGAUCCUAUAUUCUCUCUACAUCGACCAACAUUUCCGACCAUAACGAGAGUAGAUAAAAUACAACUGCCUGAAUUUUUAUAUUCGAAUCCUGGCUUAUGGUAUACUCUUGCUGAAAGGCAGUUAAAAACUCACCAAAUUUAUGACUCUGAGGAAAAAUUAGGCACUAUCACUGUUAAGUUGCCUCCUGAAGUACUUGGUCGUUGUAGCGAUAUUUUAGAGUCGAAACUUGCUGCGGCCUUAGUCUAUGACCAACUCAAGGCUCGAGUCAUUUCACUCUAUAAAGUUUCUGAGGAGGAAAAACUUGACGAAUUGUUAAGAAAAGUAGAGCUAGGUACCCGAAAGCCCUCUGCUCUUCUCAAUGAUAUGAAAAUUCUUGCUGGUCCUUAUUACAAUGACGAAUUAGUCAAACGAUUAUGGAUUCAACGUCUACCUCCUAGAAUGCAGGAGCAUAUCAGUAUCCAUAAAGUACCUCUUGACUCACUGGCGAGUAUGGCUGAUUCCUUACACUCAAUUAUGGGAAAUUCAUCAGGCUCUAUCGCUAGUAUUUCUACACCUGCCGUUCCUGAAAUUCCAACCCCAACUUUGGAUAAAAUAACUGAGCAAUUGAACAAACUUACUCAGCAAGUUGCAUCUUUAACUGCUUCCCGAGACAGUAGGUCCAGGGAACGCUCACCCUCAAGAGGAAGAUCUCCAUCCAGACCAAGAAAUCGUUCUCAAUCAAGGAAUAGAAAUUAUCGUUACUGCUGGUAUCAUUAUCGAUUUGGAGCAGAAGCUACUAAAUGCGUUCAGCCUUGCCAAUUUGUAAAUUCUACUCCAUCACCCAACCCAACCUCUGGAGCUGGUGGCUCCGGGGCCAAUUCGGGAAACUAACUCAGGGGUACGUGGCAGCGGCACACCAACCUCAUUAUUCGUCAUCUCGCCGCCUACAUGUUCGUGACCUCACCACCAAACAUGAAUUUUUAAUCGAUUCUGGUUCCGAUUUUUCUGUCUUACCUCCACGCUAUUCAAGAUUCAACGGCACUAACAAAUCGAAAUUAACUCCAAUUUUCUCAGUAUUUGGUGCCAAUAAUAGUCGCAUCGAUACCUACGGAUACGAAACACGUAAAAUCGAUUUAGGACUCUCAAAGAAAUUCGAGUGGACUUUCAUCAUAGCAGAUGUAGACAGACCAAUAAUAGGCGCCGAUUUUCUUUACGAAUUCAACUUAAUUCCUGAUCUACGACUACAAAAAUUAAUCGAAUCUGGCCAACACACUGUAAAAUGCACCAGUAAAAAACCUCGUACCUCUGGUGUUCACAUUAUUUCUCAGCCAGAUGAUGCCUACUCUCAACUACUUGCAAAAUACCCAUCUCUCAUCAGACCUGCUCCAUUUCUUGAAACACCAAAGCAUCCUGUUGAGCACUACAUUGAAACCACAGGACCACCAGUGUUUGCAAAACCUCGUCGCCUGCGCCAUGAAAUGUUCGUAAGGGCGAAAAAGGAAUUUGAUGAGAUGUUGAGACUUGGUAUAGUUCGUCGCUCAAAAUCUCCAUGGGCUUCUCCACUACUACUUCGUGAAAAAGGAGCCAAUGAACUUCGACCUUGUGGUGAUUACCGUCAGUUAAAUACCAUCACCACACCAGAUCGUUAUCCACUUCCAAACAUGAAUGAUGUUCCGCCAAAAAUACAACACGCCAAAUUAUUUUCAGUUAUUGAUUUGGUCAAAGCAUUCCACCAUAUUCCAGUUCGCGAAUGUGACAUUGAAAAAACUGCUGUCACAACGCCAUUUGGGUUAUUCGAAUACCUGAGAAUGCCGUUUGGUUUGCGCAAUGCUCCUCAAACCUAUCAACGUUUUAUGGACGCCAUGUUCAGGGACUUUGAUUUCGUCAUCUGUUAUCUCGAUGACAUUUUAAUUUUCUCAGCUAACGAAGAAGAGCAUUUACGCCACCUUGAAAUGGUCCUAAAACGACUUCAUGAAUACGGUCUUACCAUUAAUCCUCGUAAAUGCCAGCUAGGGAAAACCAAAGUCAAGUUUCUAGGACAUGAUGUUUCAGCUGAAGGUUUUGAACCAACUGAAUCCAACGUAGAACGCAUACUAAAAUUGCCUCUACCUCAAAAUGUUCAUGAGCUCAGGCGUGCAAUCGGCUCAUUCUCAUUUUACCGAGCCCACAUGCCUAAUAUCGCUUCACUACUUGCUCCCUUAAAUGACAUGAUUAAGGGACAUCCCAAAAAACGAGAUAAAACUCCAGUCAACUGGACUGAGGACACUAAAAAAGCCUUUGAAGAAUGCAAAAAGCUACUCGCCUCAGCCACUCAACUUGCAGUUCCAAAUUUUUCCUGUCCAUUCAUGCUCACUACAGAUGCCUCAGACAUUGCCAUAGGGGCUGUACUCGAACAAAUGCGCCCUGAUGGUACUAUUGAGCCAUUAGGAUUUUUCUCUCAAAAACUAACUGAGCCACAACAGAGAUAUCCAGUUUAUGAUAGAGAGUUAUUAGCUAUCUACGAAGCUGUCCAGCAUUUUCGCCAUCUUAUUGAAGGACAUCCUGAUUUCACCGUGUAUACUGAUCAUCAGCCUCUCACUUUUGCUUACACAAAACAGCCAAUCAGCAACAAGCGAUACAAUGCACGCAGAGCUGCCCAUUUGGACUCUAUUGCCCAACUCACCACCAACAUCAAAUAUGUUGCUGGCAAAGCAAACAUCGUUGCUGAUAUGCUGAGUCGCAUCAAUUCUAUCUCUGCCUCUGUAACUCCAGAAGAAAUUGCACAAGCUCAAAAUACUUGUCCCGAACUACAAGCCUGGAAAAAUGGUACUUCAUUAAUACCUUUGAAGCUCUCAGGUUACUUACUACCUGAUGGCACUUCAAUUUGGUGUCAUGAAAAUGAAAACAAUGGCCCCAAACAAAUGUAUGUACCCUCAACACUCAGGAUGAAAGUUUUUCAACAAGUGCACGACUUAUCUCAUCCAGGUCCUAAAGCUACUUUAAAUCUGGUUAAAAAACGAUAUAUUUGGCCAGGUAUCAAUCAAGAUGUACGUUUAUGGGCCAAAGCAUGCCAACCCUGCCAGAAAAACAAAACCAGCAGGCACACUCACUCACCAUACCAACCUCUUCCACUUUCAGACAAACUAGACCAUGUUCACAUUGACAUUGUUGGACCAUUAGCAGAAAGUAAUGGAAAAAAAUAUCUGCUAACAAUGAUUGAUCGUUUCUCACGUUGGUGUGAAUAUAUUCCAAUUCGUAACAUUGAAGCUGAAACUGUUGCAAGAAAAUUCUUUGAAGAGUGGGUAUGUAGGUAUGGUGUUCCUAAGCAAGUUACAACUGAUAGGGGUACUCAGUUCACCUCAGCUCUACAUGGUGAAUUAAUAGCACUUUUGGGGGCAGAUCACAUCACCACAACUGCUUAUCACCCCUCAGCAAAUGGCAUCAUAGAAAGAACACAUCGCCGCCUCAAACAGGCAUUGAGAUGCCAUAAAAAAACAUGGACUGAAGCUCUUCCUGUUGUCUUACUGGGAUUUCGUUCUGUGUGUAGAGAAGAUUUUCCUUAUUCACCUGCAGAAGCUCUAUUUGGCCAAUCCCUUAGAUUACCUGGUGAAUUUUUUGAAACUCAUACAACAACUAGCACUCUACCUCUUCCUGCAUACAUAGACCAGCUUAAAACAUGGUUUAAAGAAUUUCGUCCUUGCCCAGCAGAGCAUAAAACCUCACGAUCAUUUUUUGUACAUAAAGAUUUAAACACAUGUACUAAAGUAUACAUACGUGUUGACAAAGCAAGGAAACCUCUGGAUUGUGUAUAUGAAGGACCCUAUCCAGUUAUCCAGCGCCAUAAUAAAUACUUUAUACUCGAUGUAAAUGGCAAGCAAAAUACAGUUUCAAUUGACCGUUUAAAGCCAGCAUAUUUUUUUAUGGCGCCACCAAACGAAACAGAGGACAUUAAAAAUAUUCCCCUACACAAUAAUGAAGCCGCCAAUAUACCUUGGUCUACACUACCAUACGAAGUUGACAAUUCUCUUUCAACUCAAAGCGUUGCCGACAAGGGUAAUAAAACACCUAUUAAUAUUUCUUCCAACUCUACAUAUACUCGUGCUGGAAGAUUGGUGCAGGCACCCUCUCGCCUUGGCUACCUAAAUAGUUUGACAAAAAAUCAUGCGCGACAUCUAUCUUGGGCUACUACUCUCGUCACCAUAUACAAAUACAAUAAAAACUAAACCAUUCUCAAGUAAACAUCAACAUACUUCAUGUAAGAUGUAAAUUUGCCUAUUUCUUACAAAUUUUUUUUACCCAAUUUUUUGCUCUUAUUUUUACUUAUUUUUUUUCAAAUGGGUAAUGCACUUUUGUUAUGUUUACGUUUUGCACUUUUUUUCAAAUUUUUUUUUUUAGAAAAAUCCAUUUUUUUCAAUUUUUUUCUAAUUUUUAGUCGGCUCCGCCUCUAGGGGGGGAGUCUUGUAGGGUUUUAUUCUAUACGUAGUACCGUAAAGAGCAACGAGCAACAAGAAGACCAAACGUAUGUGGUUUUGUUUCAAACGUAAUACCGUAAAGAGCGACCCUCUAUAUGCGUGUAUGUGUGUGCCGUGUAUUUAGGCAUAUUUAGUCACGGUCAUUAAAAUAUUGUCGUGAUCGUUUUACUGCUCCCUAUUCGAGCAAACAAAAUUAUUGUAAAACCACCUUACGGAUGGUCUUCUCGUUGCUCAUUGGUCCAUAGGAUUUUAACAAAUCAUAUAAAUAUAAGCUGUAUUUGCUUACAUAUUCAGUUGUUCCAGCUUUGUUGAAAUAUACGCUUCUCUUACUGCUUA
Messenger RNA from Planococcus citri (citrus mealybug), 12281 nucleotides. RefSeq names its product carboxyl-terminal PDZ ligand of neuronal nitric oxide synthase protein. Bases 8295 to 11696 code for a protein of 1133 amino acids. The transcript has 2 exons. Gene Ontology annotation, molecular function: nucleic acid binding; nitric-oxide synthase binding; aspartic-type endopeptidase activity. NCBI's taxonomy places the organism in Eukaryota, Metazoa, Arthropoda, Insecta, Hemiptera, Pseudococcidae. The record is from RefSeq and is a predicted model, not a curated record. Gene Ontology annotation, biological process: proteolysis; DNA integration.